This is a messenger RNA of Bacillus rossius redtenbacheri, 15606 nucleotides long. It is a transcript of the gene dos, whose product is annotated as GRB2-associated-binding protein 2. NCBI's taxonomy places the organism in Eukaryota, Metazoa, Arthropoda, Insecta, Phasmatodea, Bacillidae. Gene Ontology annotation, cellular component: cytoplasm. Gene Ontology annotation, molecular function: signaling adaptor activity. The transcript is spliced from 6 exons. The record is from RefSeq and is a predicted model, not a curated record. Gene Ontology annotation, biological process: signal transduction. The coding region runs from base 207 to 1700 and encodes 497 amino acids.
UUCUGUGGUUGUUAGAAGCAGUGAGUUUGGAUUUGUUUCUGCUCGCAAUGUUGUGAUACGAGUUACGUGAAAAUGAGAAGUUGUGCACAUGAUGGCUGUCAGACGUAACAAUUAGUUUCGAUAAUGUGCGACUCUAUUUGUUAACACUCGACUGCUAUGUAGUGUUAAAAAUAGUUGUAUUUGUUACUGCGUUAGUAGAAGUGACAAUGUCGAACAAUAGUCUAGAAAUUGUUCACGCUGGUUGGCUGACGAAGUCACCCCCCUCAAAGCCAAUCUGGAGAGCUCGCUGGCGCAAGCGGUGGUUCGUGCUGCGCCACUCGGGCGAGCUGCCGGGGCAGUACUGCCUGGAGUACUACACCGACCACAACUGCCGCAAGCUCAAGGGCAAGAUAGACCUGGACCAGUGCGAGCAGGUGGACGCCGGCCUCAGGUUCGAGAACAACAAGCAGAAGUACCAGCACAUGUUCGACGUGAAGACGCCCAAGAGGAUAUACUACCUGGCGGCGGAGUCCGAGGACGACAUGAACAAGUGGGUGGAGUACGUGUGCCAUGUGUGCGGUCUGAAGGCCUACAAGGAGGAUGAAGACAACGGGGCGGAGAACGGGGAGGCGGAGGCCCCGGCGCCCCGGGAGGACUCCCCGCCCACGUCGCCCGCCAGCUCCGUGUCGGGGCCCUACAUCCCCAUCAGCGAGUGCAUCUCGGGCAUGCCGCUGUCCAGCCCCGGCGGCCUCAGCGACUUCAACAAGCACGUGGCCAACGGCACGGGGCCGCCCGCGGCGCGCCCCGAGUUCUACGACGCCCCGCGCAAACUGCUGCCGCCCGCGGCGCCCUCGCCCUCGCCCGUGCCGGCCGUCAACUGGGACACCUUCCCCGCGGGCUGCGAGGACCUGGGCUCGUGGAGCGUGAUGCGUCGCUUCGGCCGGCUCACCAUCGUGGACUCGGCGGCGCCCCCCCGGCCCCCCAAGCCCCAGCGCCCGGGCAGCGAGCCCCCCUCCCCCUCGCCCGGCGCCGCGGACGGGACCUACGACUGCCCGCGAAGCCACCCGGCGCCCCACUGCUACAGCAACGCCGCCCCCGGCGCCGGCCGCGUCUUCUGCUACGAGUUCGCCGACGGGGAGCCGCCCCCCUCGCCCCUGUCGGAGACGUCGAGCGCGGGCGGCGCGGUGUACUCGAACCUGCCCAGCCCGCACGCCCCCGCGGUGGACCGCGGCCUGAAGCCGGGCCGCCGCACCUCGGACUCUGCCUCCGUCACCUCGGAGCCGUCGCCCUCGCCGGUGCCCGGACCGCCCAGCGUCGACCGCAAGCUCAAGCCGCUCCGCAGGCUGGGCCACGCCUCCGUCGCCCCAGACCCCAUCCAGCUGUGCCGGCCGCCCGAGGGCCCGCGCAGCCUGCGUCGCCACCGGGCCGCGCCCAGCCCCACGCCGCUCGGCCGCCACUCCAGCUCCGACGACUGCAGCAACGACGAUAACAUGUACUUGAACCCGGUGUACGGCAACACCUUCCAGGGGGGAGUCCAGUACCUGGACCUGGACCUGGGCGGGGCGGAGCGGAGCCCCACGGCGUCCGCCCACAGCCCCCGCACGCCCACGCCCGCCGCCACCGUCUACAAGACCGUGGACUUCGUCAAGACGGAGGCCUUCAAGCGCACCAAGCGGGAGGUGGAGGAGGGACGCAAGCAGUGCGCGGCCGCCGAGCUGUGACGCCCCUAGGUCGCUCCCUCCGUGAGCUCUCUGCCGGCCCCCUUCGAGUGCGGGCGGGCGUCAGAGGUAACACGUGGACAGCGUGGAUAUUUGCCAGAACGAGUAGGUGCGUACGAAAGGGACACGUACAAGUCGUUUUAGUUACUCUCAUUUGCAACUAGCGUCGACGAACGUUGUUUCUUUGCUGGCGUGGGCUCAACUCCUGCACCCUGGAGUGUUGGCGGGCGUCGCGGUAACGUGUAGACGUCGCGUAUGUACAAAGAAACGUAGGUAUUUGCCAGAAACGAGUAGGUGCGUACGUAAGGGAUUAUUAUUAUUAUGUUAAUACACGAGUCAUUUUUAAUUACUCUCAUUUGUAAUUUUUAAACUCAAUUGUGCGUGAAGAGAACAAGUUAAAUUACAAAUUAUUUAUUUAUCUGUAAAUUAUAUUCACAGAACAGGAAGUUUCUUUGAAAUAAUGAAGUACAUAUACAGUGAAACCUCUAUCCAUCGUUUUUCAAAGGACCAGCAGAAAAAAACAAUGCAUGCAGGAAAACAAUAGAUGUGGGAUUUGUUUACAGACCUCGGUAAAUGUAUGCAAACUGCAAAGCAAUGGUUUCCAAGCUUAUUAUACAUAAAAUCAUUAUAAUAAAUUUAAAUAAUAGUAAUCAUUUGUUAAAACAGUUUUACUUUAAAUUACUUUUUUUACUUGAGGGCCGUAUUUGCUGAUCUGCACACGUAUUUCUUCACGUUUGUUGAAGACCGAAUUUAGUGUAGGUGGAAUUCCGAGACGUUUAGCAACAUCCACUCUCUUCUCGCCAGGAUUCUUCUCCACUUCUUCGACGAUCUUUAACCUCUCGUCUAGUGUUUUUACUUUUUUCGGUCGGGCCAUCACCAGGGUCACAAUAAAAACGUUAAAAUAUAUUUAAUGUAGCUGCUGAAUACUUUCAAAUGCACCGUAUUUUCACGUGACUGCGUGCCAAAAAAUGUUUACAUGUAGAUGCACAAAACAAAACAGAAAUGAAUUAGACCAAAGAUGACGAGAUACAUAAAAAAGACGUGCGUAGUGUUGCCAACAAGACAAAAAGACCGUCUGAGCGAUGAGAUAAAAGCGCAACUAUCGAUUAUAGAAGUACAUUAGCCGCCAUCUUGCGUUGUUCAACGAUCGAUACAAGAAAAACAAAGGGCGCAUUCCAACAUUUUGAGCGAUCAAUACGGGAAAAACGAACAUUCAAAAACGACACAAACGGGAUUAUUUAACGUUGUUUAUAUGGGCUUAUUGAAGGGACCAGAAUAAACAAACGAUUGAUACGGAAAAAUGUUAGAUGCGGGAUCCAUGCAUCGAGGUUCCACUGUAUUCAGGUUGUUAUUCUUUAAAAAUUUCAGCUUCUGCUAAUUAUUUUUUUGGCUAUGGCUUGUGACAAGCAUACUAACCUCAUUAAAAAUUUUAAUUUAAAAUUUCUAAUUCUUCCUUCUCCGUGUAUUUGUUUUUUAAUAUUGCAUGUUGCAUCCUUUCUAAAAUUGACUUUUAGCUAUGCUCUAUACUUCACUCAUGUGGAUGGAUGAAUGACUAAAAAUGUUUUUUAAAUUUUGUUUUGAACUGCUUUUAAAGGACCAUGGGUGUAGCCUAGCUGCCUUUCCAGCAUGUCAAUGUUUAUGUCAAAGCCAAUUAUUUAUUAUAUACAUAUAGCCUAUAUGGCAUUUAUUACUGUAAAAAAUUUGUUAACACUAAAAGUUGUCUUUGUUUCUAUAUUUGCUGGACAAAUUGUUUAUACAAUAUAAUCUCAUUUUUACACAUAUCAAGGGACCAGGACAAAAAUUGUGUAAAAAGCAGGAAAACAUAAAAAAGAGGGGAAAGUUUGUAUUUUUUUUAUUAUAUUUCUCUACGAUAAAAAAUAAGUAAGUACAGUAAACUCCCUAUUAUCCGCGCCUGCUACGAAAAAGUACACAUAUUUUAUUACAAGUGAGCAAAUUUGAACUCUACCGACGAGUGUAUUGUGUGCAGUAUACAGUAAAACGCUACAGGCCUUCUCGGAACUCACACAGUAGGCUGGCAUGCGUUGCUAUUUUUGUCUCUGUCACAUUUUGUUUAUAGUCUUAUGGUUGCUUUUUUAGUGUCUAAUGAAGUCUCAGCGUACGUACAGUACUGUAUCCUUGUUACGAAGCAAGUACAGAGCACUUUUAUGUUUACAUUACUGAAAUGUAUUGUAUGUAAAUUAUUCAGUAAAAUAAUAACAUUUUAGCAUCAUUAAAAAUAUUUUUACUAUUAAUUGUAACUUACUGAACAUAAAUUUUUAGAUAUUUAAGUAGAUAUUAAUGUUCUUUUUUUUGUUUCCCAUUUUCGGCUCUUUUGCGGAUUAUCCGCAAUUUUCACUAUCCGCGGUGGCCCUGCCACUUAAUUUCGCGGAUAAUCGGGAGUGUACUGUAUACAUAAUGGCAGAGAUGCAUACGUUUCUAUACAAUAACUAGACCUUCAUUAUUUAACAUGUGUGAACAAUAAAUCCAUCCAUUCUUGAGGCUCUUCACAAUUGUGUUCAGAGUUGAAUAUGACAUAUUCAGUUGGUGGGCAAGAGAUGUGCAUGUUUAUGCAUCUCAAAAUGUCCUUUUUUUUAUGGUGAGAUUUCCUUACACAAUUCUUAUUUUGGACUUGGGAGAGCAUAAUUGUGUGUUAACGUUGAAUUAAUUUAAGAUAUUUGUGGGAAAAAAUUCUAUUAAACGAUCACAACUACUUUCCAACGUUUGUUUACGUCCAGGAACAGAAAAAGUUACAAACGUGACUGUUGCAGUGUUUGGAAAUUCAGUGCUGCCAACUGCCUUUCCAAAAAAUUUCUAUUGUAGUAAUUGUGCAUCGGCGAACAUGCACUUAAACUACAUGUUUACAGGAAUUUGGUUUUGUGGGUUUAUAAACUUUUUUUAAAACAAGGGCCCAGCAGUCUACUGUUUCUUUAUGUAACAGCUGCAUUUACAAUGAAUUUCAUGGAUAAUACAAUAGAGUUUAAACGGGAAAGAUAUAAAAUCAAAAGGUACCAUCGUCUUUCAACUUAAUUUUCGUGCUCUAAUCACUAAAGGUUUGGUGUAUGAACGAAUGGUUUACUUUGGCUCAUGGCACAAAAAAGAAAUGGAAAUGAAGGUUGCUUACAAUUGCAAACAAGCUGCAGUGGCCACAUUCAAUAACGUAGGAUGAAUAGACUUAACAACAUUCACUUUCAAAUUUUAGUGAUCCGUCUAAACUUUUUUUUGAACGUUUGAUAUGAAAAGCAGCUCUGCUAAAUCGUAAAUGGGGGAGAAAUGCAGUAGUAUAAAGCGGGAAAGUAAUGCAUUAAUAUUAUAGGGAAAAUGGUGCAGCAAGUAAAAAAAAUAAUUAAAUGCAGGAAUUUGUAAAUUACUUAAAAGUGAGGUUAGAAAUAAGUUUUAUUGCGUUCAUCCAAAUUUACAUCUCAAGCUCUUACACUAUCCGUAUUACAAGUAAAAUUACAGUAAAGUAUUGUUCAUCAGACCUUUGCUUAUCCGACAUUCUGUAUUAUCCAACAUAUGACCACAAAAAAAAAAACUAACACAGCAAUUGGCUACAAGAACUGUAAGUUGCGUGAGCUUAGGCAGAGAAGAAAUGGCACUCUUCAGGAAAGCAGAUUGUUAUGAAAUAAAAAUUUUGAAUCAUUUUAAUUAAUUUUUUAGUUAUAUAUUUAACUUCAGACAAUUUUGAAUCUGGUAGUUGGUUUUUCUGGUGUGUUAUAAAACAUGAUUAUGUUCGUACUUUGAUUUUAAAUGGGCCUUUUCUGAACACCACCUUAUUAUUCAACAAUUUUGUUAGUCCAAUGUUUUACUGGCGUGUUUGUGUUGGAUAAGUAAGAGACUUGUGUAUUUCAUAAUGCAUUUUAAAUUAAUAAUGAUGUAAGUUUUCAAGUUCAUCAAGGAGGUGAGCACGUGAACUGUGAUCUAAGUCGUCUGUGUCCAUUUGUUCUCUCACCACCGCGAUAGUUUAGCUCUGACAUUCCUGCUUUAUCCCCAUUUUUGCUGUCAGUCGGCUCUUAAACAAUUCUUAGUGGUUCUUGUGAUUUGUUGCCUAGUUUUCUACGGCUAAGCAAACUGCAAUUAAAAGUGCUGAAAUAUAUUUGAAAACACCCUAAUUUUUUUCUUCUUAGUAAUGAAAAAAAACUUUAUACCGAAUUUUUACCAAACGUAAAAACAUCUUGUAGAAAGUUUAAAUAUAUUCUUUAAAAUGAUAAAUCCUUUAAUGUGAGUUUUUUUUAAAAUUGCAUUGUAUGUAUUUUAAUUUUUUUAUUCUGUAAGAAGCAUAAUGAAUUGUUGGUACGUACAUCCAAAAUAAUGUAUAUUUCUGACUUCUGUUAGCUCACGCACCUCAGUUUGUUCCAGAGAUAAUGAACUGCAUAUGUUAAGCGGUGUCCCAAUUCAAGAGGGUGCUCUUUAUGUUUCUUUCUCUUUCUCUUGCUCACACUGGCUCGUUUCUGAGCUUACCUUUGAUUGUGCUCUCUCGAAACUACGUGUGUGAAAACUACCUAUCUUUUACUAUUAUCUGUGACUAUCUAUUACAAGCUGACCAGUUUCAAAUUGUUUCUCAAGUUCAUAAAGUAUACUUGCACUAUGUGUUUUCUUGCUUAAUCAGUUUUUAAAAUUUUACUGUAUGGUACUUACAUUUUUUUUAAAUUUUUUAAUUGAGAAAAAUACUAGAGGCUCGUCAUCUAUGCAUUUCACCUUUAAAUGGUGAUUUUUUUUUUGUUUUGUUUUAAAAUGUUUGUUAUUUUAUACUUUUUAUCUACAUCUUAAGAUAUUUUUAUAUCCUGAAAGUUGGUUUAUGCUUGGAAACUAAUAUGAUUGAGCAUGGUAACGAGAGAAAUCUCAUGUCCUUUCUUGCUUUUGGCUUCUGUUCUUUGAGUUGGAACAGUGAGAUAGCUCACUCUUGCGACGUGGCAAGUGUGUGCUCUCUCGCAGAGUUGGGGCACUGAGUAGGUUAGGUACCUAAGAUUCUCUGUCGUUUUAGCCAGUUACUAACACAACGUUUAUUUAGUAUUAAUGUGACUCUGUAUUUUUUUUUUUUUUAGUUCUUGCUGUGUUCAUGUUAUAAUUGCCGUAAAUCUGACACAUUUCCAAACACUCCACCUGUGAGAAGGUGGGGGGUUUUCUUUCAUUCUUCCUUCGUUUGUUAGUGUUGACCGAGCAAAGAACUUCUGACAAGUGGUUGAGCGUGAAGUAAUGCGGGAACGAGACAAAGCGUCGGGGACUUUUGUGGGAAGUCGGGGGAAUAUCUUUCGUGAUUUUGGAUCAGAUUUAUGAAGUCGUGCUUCAUCCAGUUGGAUUUAAGAAUCGUGCUUACUCUUGUCACUGAAGCAAUAAUGCAUCUAUAGAAUUCAGCUGUUCUAAGGGCAGGCUGAGUUGUAGCGUGAAAAAAAGUUUUUAAUGAGCUUUGUAUUUGUAACUUUUUUUUUUUUUUUUGUGGAUUGGUUUUGAAACCUCUUGCAAGUAUCCAGUACACACAGCAUCUUCCGUGCAUGAGGUGGGAUUUAUCUUUCAGUGGUAACAUGAGUUGACUCUGGCAAUAAACCAAUUGUAGAUGGAUCUGUAGUAGGACAUCUCUUUAGAGAUCCAUCAGUACCUAUUUGCCUUCACAAAUGUACAUUCAUGUCUUGUGCUUUGCCUUUUAUGUAACAUUACUAACAUUGUAACUAACUUCUUUCCUUAGCACUUUACGUAACUGCAUAUUCUAACUGAUAUAAUAAUAAUUUAUUGAUCGAAAAUUAAAUUUCACCAAGUUUUUGUCACCGUUUCAACAAUUGCUGGUUUGAAUUGCAAAAAUAAAAAUUGUAAUGUGUUUCACUUUCAGUACUUGAAAGUUUUAUGUCAUAUGAAGGUUACUACUGCUAGCAUCUUGUGUUUCUGAUUUCUCAAACUCAAAUCACGUGAUGCAAAAUGCACAGAGUCCACGUUGUGCUAUUCAAGUGAAUGUCAGUUUCUUCCCAUGCAAGACAAGUUCACGCGCAGAUAUUCGGCAAUAGCGAUUUGCGAUUUGUAGGGGUGGACUCUGCAAAACAUAACACCUAUAAGUGUGGUUUUAAAACUUUUUUCCAAAGUUUUUUUAUAAAUGUUUAUUUAUUAUCAUAAUUAUCUAAUGAAAAAUGAAAGUGGUUAGGAAAUUUUUGAUACAUUUAAAAAAUUUUCAUAAUGCUGCAGAAACUUAAUUUUAUUUUGUAACUCGUGAGUGGAUCACUAGGCCAGAUUUUUCUUUAUGCAGCUAAUAGGCUUCUGCGAAUACUGUUUUUUUUUCUGAAUAGAAUAUAAAUUUAUUAAUGAGUAACGAAUACUUUUAGAAUCAAAUCCAAUUCAGUAAAAAAAUUCAUAUACUUCACUGGAGUCCAAGGAAAAUUCAAAUAAAAUUUUUAAUUUUGUAAAAAUAUGUAGCAAUAAUGGAAUUAACAUUAAGUCAUAGUUUGAGGUUAAGUUAAGUCUACUAACCUGUAGGUGUUUAUAGUUUCUGUGGACAAUAGAAGCAUUCUACCAAAAAACUAAAAUUUCGUACUGUUAAGUCGUUAAGACAGAUGGUAGGAACUAAAAGAAGUGAUACACAAAUCCCAAAAUUUGGCAUUAGCUACACAAUGUGUACAUUUAUAGAUGUUGUAUAGACAAAUUAAGUAAAUGCAAGCAAAGGAAAAAGGGCCAAAUGUACGUCAAACACAUUAUAACAUAUUUUAUCAUUCUGUUAAUAUUAUUUUUUGGCCUAAAAUAUAAAAUUACGAAAAUGUAAAACGUAAAGAAACGUGAGGAUAUGUUACUUCCAUAUAAUUAUUCGCAUUUCUUCUGAAUUUUUAAUGUAACAAAGGUUUUCUCCACUUGAAAAAAACAAUUUUUGUGCUGCAUAAAGUAAAUAAAGAAAAGUAACAUAAAACCCAGUACAAUAUAAAAUGUGUAGUAGCUUAUCUUGUAAAAAAAUAUAUCACUACAACUUUUACACCAAAUAACCAAAUAUCUAAUAAACAAGAUGUAUGAGACUGACUGCGUUGUACGUACAACACAAAGAAUAUGGAUGAAGUAUCGUGUUUAGGCAUUCAUAAAUAAUAUGGACAUACUCUGUUGUAAUUUGUUUCAUGUGCGACAUAUCUAUGACCACGGCCUGACGUUUUCAGAAACGGCGUUGAGCAUGUCGUGAAAAUAACAGUAUUUUGCACCAAACUUCGUGUUUCAUCAAAAAUGUUUCAAUUUCGGACAAAACUUUGAUGAAUUGGUUAAAUUUUGGUUUUUUGAGAAUUUUGCGGUUCACAAAAUUUUUAGGCUUCCUUGUGAUGCGAUUGUAAUUGACAGUUGUGACAGCUAAUGCAACUAAACUUUUAUAGGUUAUUGUAAGUAUCUAUUGGUGACGAAUAAAUACAAAAAUUAUUCGAAACGUUGAAUCGAAUAUACAAUAUACAAAUUCAAAAUUUUUGAGUACUCGCAGACCCCUAGCAGCUAAACACUUAGUACUUCCUGCCUCUACGAUUUAUGUACUUCAUCUUUAGAGGCAGUCGCGUGGCAUUGAUGAAAAUAUCGAUAGAAUAACUUGUUCACUGUAAGAUUUAUGAUCCUACAUGACAAUGGAUAGCUUAUGUUCUGUGACCAUUACUUCAUGAGAUCUAGCAGACCAGUAUGGAAAUUCUGAAAAAUACUUUUGAGAUAUGGCGUGAGACUUCUUUAUUUUUCAUUGUUGUGGCAUGAGUAUUGCCUAAUGUGAUUCCUGCUCCAGGGUCACUCUUAUAUGAAUAAUUUGUAAUUUAUACUUUAAUAAAUAAGUCUGUGUAAAUAAGUUUGUCGUAAUUGUGUUGCGAUACUUUAAUUGUAAUUUUUUUUAAGAAGGGUUAUUGUUUUUUGUGCCAAAAAAAGGAUAUUCACUAUAUCAGUCUUUCAUUUUUAUAAUUUUUGUACAUAACCAUUAAAGUGUGUGUUUUUUUUUUGUUUAGUGACUAUUAUGUUCAGUUAAUAGGCCAUUUAAAAAUGCCAUUGUUUUGAAAUGUGUACAGCUGCUAUGGAUUUGAUUAUUGCAGAGGAGUGUGUUUGCAACAGUUAGCUAAGAGUUAUUACUACAGUUUUUGUUUUCCAUACAGUUACUAAGUACUGUUGGUAUUUGCCAAACUGUAUUAGUUAUGAUUCUGAAUAUUUUCUUAUUGUUUGAAAUCUGAAAAUAUGGUCACACUUAACUCCAUGAUCCCCAAAAUCAAGCACUGGUAGGUGUCAUUUUUUUUAUUUGGUACUAUUCAGCCCCAAUUUUAAGUUUUUAAUUUUUCUUUAAUUCUGUAGUAAAAUUUUUUGAAGGUUUUGGUGCUACCUGGUUUUGUUUUCACAUAAAGAUAAGUAAUACAACCACAUUAUAGUGACAGUAAUGAACAAGCAUUUUUUUUAUUGUAUGUAGCCUUACUAUCUGUAGUCAAAAGGCAAAUAAAACUGCAUUUUAACAGUUUUACUUUUUUUUCAUCAGUGUGAUUUAUCGCAUAAUAGUCAACACUUUUUUUUUUUAUUAAAAAUUAUGUUUCAAUAGUAAGGGGUGCGAUUUUUAUGCGAAAAAAGCAUGUUGUGGUAAAGUUAUUCAUAAAAACAAAACCUUUUCAUGGAAAGUAUUUUUAAUUAAAAAGUAGAGUUUACAAAAGCAUGUCAAACAAUUAAAAUUAAUAAGUCAUUUAGCAAGAACAUAUUUUUUUCAGCUUUAAAUAGAAAAAGAAAGAAAACUGGCCCAAUCGUGAGCCAGAACUAACAUAUAACUGUCAUACCAUUAAGCCUUAAAGUUGACCAAAAUUAUUUUAUUCUUAAAGAAAAGGUUUCUUGGGAUUUGUAGUGUAUGUAUGUAUUUUUGUAUAGCUCACAGACUCCUUUUUCAUUGUAUAAGUUUGUAUGUUAAAAUGUUAAGUGUGCCAUUGUGAUACCGAAUUGGAACAUCAUUAAUGUUAUAUACCUCCAUUUGGGGAAUACCUAUAUUAUAAGAUAUUAUAACAAUUACAUGAUAAUAUUUUUGGAAUCAUUUGCAUGCCUGGAGGGAUAGUGGUUGUACGUAACCUAAUUACUAAAUAAUCUGUGUUCAUGUUGGGACCACAGUUGCUAACUUCAAACAUACUCAUCUGUUUUCUAUUGCUGUAGUUAUUUUUGUUUUAUUUUCAUAAUUUUCAUCUUCAUUUUUAUUUUACAUUAUACCAAGCAUAAACAUAGCUUUGUUUCAAACUUUUCGUUCAGCACAGUUAUUUUCCAGUAUAUGAUAACUGUGUGAUUAAUCUUGUAAGUUAAUCCUUUUUAGUGUGUACUACUGUAGCAGUGAAAGUUUUGGUAGAUCUCAUCAAUUAUUCAUAGGAAAUGUUUUUUGCAACUGUUGGUUGUCUUUGUCGCUGGAGUCAACUGUAAGACCGAACUUACUAUUUUGUAGUGACAUCUUGGUGUCACAAAAGAUAAAAACGUAGGUUGUAUUUUUAAGAGCCAUGCUAAUAAAGGCUUGAGGCAGUGUGCCCUGUUAUUUGUGCAUUCAGUGCAUGAACUCCACAAAGAAGUUUAUCUUUCCUUGCUUUGAUUGAGAGUUACAGAGUAUUAGAGUAUUGGUAUGUAUCAUCACAGAAGAUUGUUUGGUUUGCUUUGCUUGUUUUUACUAGGGUUGAUGCGAACAUGUCUUUAAGGAUAACUGCAUGUGCAAAUUAUUUUUCUGGCCGAAAGACUGAAAAUGAAAAGUACUUGAAAGUGGCAUUUGUAAUUAUAUCUUUUGGACAUGCAAUUAAUUAAUGUUCAUUUAACUCUGCUAUGUUAUUAGAGGCAAGAAUCAAGAUUGUUAUUCAAUUUGUUUGUGCUAUACAUAUAAUAUAUUGUAUUUACCAGCGUAUGGGUCGCAGAUUUUAUGCAGAAUUUUUGUUUGAUAAAAUGUACUGUGAUCCGUGUGCAAAAAUUUCCAUUUUGGGUUAAAAAAAAAUUAACAUUGCACUGUUGUGGUUGACUAUGUACGUAAAUAACUAGCCUGUGUUGGUUUUUAUCUAAUAUGUCACUAGUAAAUAUAAAUUUUUUAGUUAAAAUAUCUCCGCAGUGAGUGUAAAGCAUCAUGAACUGCGUCGUUAAGGGCCCCGCCUCGUCAGGAGCGUAUCUGUGUCGGCGAGGUGGUGUGAUAAGAGCGACGCUCGCUGGUGCUUCUAGCGCGGUGUCUCCUCUGGACUGGCGCGCAGUCUUCUCCCAGUGCAUAUGAGCGGUGACCGUAACAUUAUAUGGCGGGGAAAUGAAGAUAAGGUGUAUUGAAAGUCCCUUAAGUGCUUUAAAGAAUGUAUACCGGUUUUUUACUCUUAAAAUUUACUCUGAAAACAUGCGUUUUAGCCAUUUUAACUCCUCUAAAAAUACAGUAUAAAAACUUGAUACGAAAUCAAAAGUACUUUUCGGCCCUUGACGAACUCUUAAAUGUUUUUUGUAAGCAGACCCCACUCAGAUAUCUUGAGUAGUUUUGAAAUUGUGUUGUUUUCCCUGAAGCUCUGCGCACCGCGUGUGUGCCCGGGUGGGCGGGGCCCUUAAGCUGUUCUGCCGCCGGGCUGUGUCACUUAGCAAGAGGAAUCUAAAAAUAAACCAGCCAGAGAGUGAAAAGGGGAGGAAAUGCGUGCGUGUAUGUUUGAGUGCGUGCGGCCACGCAGCAGUGUUUACAGUUCUCCCUCCCUCUUCGACGUCGUGAAUUGGCAUCAUACACAAUUAUCACGUCUUAUCUCGACAGGUUUUUUUGUGACGGCAACUGUGUCCAAACAUUGUUUUUGCGUGAGAUUGCCUACGCUUUCUACUGCAACAUUUCAUUCAUGACCAAACUGCUGUAAAGGGCGUGAUUGUUUUUAUUGAAGAAACUGACAAAAAAAUCGACAAGGGAAAUAGCGUGUGGUAUUUUCUCUCUUUGGGAAGACGGGGAAAGGGAAUAUGGGUACAAAAAUAGCAUUCUUUUCCUUUGUAUUUUUUGUUAGAUAGUGGUAGGGUGAAGGUGGAGGGGUGAGGACGGGCCAUAAAGGAUGAGAAGGGAAAUAUGAAGGACAUCAGUGCCUAAGUGGCAAUAUACUAGACACUAGAGACAGUUAUAUGGUGCGACCCAUACUUUACUGUGAAAAUGUUAGAUUUUUUUGGGCCCAAAAUUAAGUGUGCGAUUCACUGCUGGUAAAUGUGGUAUAUAAAUACCUUAUAAAAAAUUUUACUUUUUCCUAAGUAGUAGCCAUAAUUUUUUCAUUGCUAAAUAUGUCUUUAUAUUUUUACAUGGAUACUUGGAAAACUUAUUUGAAUUGUGUAAAUUUUAAGGUGGUUUUGUAUUUUUGAUAACUUGUAUUUUUUAGAAAAAAACAUAAGCUUUUACCCUGACAGCCAAAAUAGUUUCAACAGACACAUUAUUCUGCAGCUUUAUUUUUAUAUAUAAAUUGCUCUGGCUCCUUUCUUUCAUUUGACCUCAUAUUGAAAAAUACUUAUUUUUGCUAGCAAUUAUUAUUAAUUUUUUGUAAAAAUUGCUAAAAUAAAAUUUAGUGGGCUAAGAAAUUUUUGAGUAAAGAAUCAUCUAAUUGGAGAUUUAAGUAAAUUUCACUGUGUUAUUUGUUUACAUGAAUUUCAAUAUUUGUUAUCUUUCCAUUGUAUUUUAUCUUUGUAAUAUGAUUGCUGUUCACUACAUAAUCUUGCCUCUAGUUUUUAUUUUACUGAAAGAAUUAUUUUUGAUGUGUUCCUGUAUGGUAGAGGUCAGUGUCCUGUAAUUGUCGAAUGGGAAAUAAGCCAGUUUUACGGACUUGCGUCAGGUUUUAGCUUGUGGCGAUCACACAAGUUGCAUAUUUGAGUACUUAAUUUUGUAUUUGAAAUUAAAAGCUGCAGGGAAAAGUUAUUGCAAGUUUGGUUUAGAUUUGUUGUAAAAAAUGUAGUUAUUACUCAACUGCGAGAUCUAUGUGGCCGUAAAAUAAUGUGAACUUCAAGGUCAUGCCCACUUUGUUUUUGCACUCUCUUCCUCUUGCCCUUCCUUCUCCGUUCUUCCACCCUUAUCUUGGUCCUUCCUUCUCCAUUCUUCCACCCUUAUCUUGGUCCUUCCUUCUCCGGUCUUCCACUCUCUUUCCUUUGGUCCUUCCUUCUCUGUUCUUCCACCCUCUUCAUCUCGAUCCUUCCUUCUCUGUUUAUCCACCCUCAUGCUUGGUUCUCUCAUUUGAGCUCCGCAGGGAGAUAGUGCUGAGUGGAAGGCAGAUAUAGCUUGUUGCAGUGUUGCCUGAACCUUGUAGGUUCGAAGUGGUGUCGCUUGAGUAAGUGCCUGUAUGUAUUGACACAUGAGGCAUUAAUGAACGUUUUUUAUAGUGUGCACGCUUCAGUGAGUUUCAUCACUUUUUAUGGGUAAAAAAAAAGGUUAAAUGUAUACUUCUAACUUUCCUGCACCCAAAAUGACAACAUUUACUUCAAAAAAACUUCUAAACAUAAAAAUCCAACAGUGGCACAUAUAAAUGCCAGUAGACGGAAGCACAUUACACCACCGUCUAUCACACUAAUCAGUUCAACCUAUUUGCCAAAUACACUCCCUCUGUGGCCUUCAGCAACCUGGGAACAGUAAAUUAGGCUCAUCCUUGAUCUCAGCUGCUGACAUUAGAAAAAAGGAGUGCGACCCUCUCGCAUUGAGUGCGAAAACAAGACUCAACGUCUUGCCUACGCCAUAAUCUCCUUGGUUGUUGCUUACUUUGAUUCUUUUCAUCUUCAGAACGGGAAAUGUUGUGUUGGUGUAUCCAAAGCUUGUGACAGGGCUGAGUUAAAGUGAUUUUUUUUAUUGCUGUGUUUGGGUCGGACUUCAGUGUUCGGAAGGCUGGCCCAAGAGAUCUGGGCAUCACCAAAGUACAUUCGCUCCUCUCUCGAAACGUUUGUCUCAAAACCGGAUGAUAAAAAUAAAGGGUAUCCAUAAAAGAAUGUCCCAGUGUUAGUUGUGUCUCGACUCUGGUAAAUAAUUGGGUAGCUGCAGAAUGUAGACGCGACCUUUUAUGAAGUCCCUAAGGGGGAAAAAAAUGCAUGUCGUUAUGUCAGGUGAAUGUGGAGGCCAGUGGAAAAAAUCUCUGUCGACCCGACCAUUACGAUCAAUCCAACGGUCAGGGACUUCGACUUUCAACCACUCUCGUACAAAGAUAUUCCUGUUGCCAAAUAAAGUUUACAGGUUCGCCCUCUUAUUAAUUGGAGAAAGAGCCAUUCUUUUGCCCUGCAAGCAAGAAAACAACAAAGCAGUAUUUUGCGCAUAUGCCUAUCUAUAACAGUUUGAGUUACUCUUUAAUUGUGGCCCUGGACCAACACACUACAAUACUUAUAGUUGAUGCUAUUAAAUUUUAUUACUGGGAGAUUAUUUUAUGGUUAUAUGAGCAGAGCUAAUGUGGGGAAACUUAUUGAUAAAUUAUUUGUCCAUAAAACGGAGCAACAGUUUCACCAAACGCUUACCACAAGUGGUUUAUUAUAUGUAGAAAAUAGAUUUUACUGUGAGUUAACAGAUAACAAUUUUUUUUUUUUAGAAUUUUAAUGCCACUUUCUAUCAGUUAUUGUUGGCAUCCCUGCUUUAAGUUGUUUCCUUACUCACACUGUUUCACUUUCUAUCAUGUCGCUAUGGUAGCAUUCAAGUCUUCCCCACCCUGAAUGCAUAGAUGUCGUGGUCGAGUGAUAGCGUGAUAGGUGAGUUGUACUAAGCUAGACAUUUUCAUAGUUGUUAUUGCAUAUGUAUAACUAGGAAUGCAAAUAGAAUGUUUUAUUAGUUAUUAAGAGUGCAAAAUAUUGUGUCAUGCAAGCAAACAUGUUAACAUCUUAGAGUACCUACCGUUAAGUGCUACCAUGUUGUUAUGUCUUUGUUUGUUUUUUUUAAAAGCACAAAGUUUGUAGGCAUUUAACGUGCAUUGUGUAAAAAUCAUCUAUAAUAAAUUUGUUACAAAUUUUGUGAUAUUUAUAUAAUAAAGUUAUGUUUUAUUGGUGUGUUGAA